CCACUUUAAGAGGUUUGCGGGCUUGCGACAUGGCAGAAGCAAAUUUUAAAAUGGUUUUGGAACCUGCCGCCCAGGGGGUGGCUGAAGAGGAGAUGGCUAAUUCGGCUAGUGAUUCCGGGGAAGACUCUGACAGCAGUAGCUCUAGCAGCAGCACUAGUUGCAGCAGCAGCGGCAGCAGCAGUAGUUGCAGCUGCAUAUAUAGAAAGAGGAGGGUGCCUGAGCCUUCCAGAAGGGCGCGGCGGGCUCCGUCGUGUACAAAUUUCGUGGAUAGGCUGCCUCAGGCAGUUAGAAAUCGCGUGCAGGCGCUCAGAAAUAUUCAAGAUGAAUGUGACAAGGUAGACGCCCUGUUCUUAAAGGCAAUUCAUGAUCUUGAACGAAAAUAUGCUGAACUCAAUAAGCCUCUAUAUGAUAAGCGAUUUCAAAUCAUCAGUGCAGAAUAUGAGCCCACAGAAGAAGAAUGUGAAUGGAAUUCAGAGGAUGAGGAGUUCAGCAAUGAUGAGAAGGUUCAGGAUGACAUCCCCAGUGAAGUGCCUCCCUUAGAGAGUGAGGAAGAAACAGCCCCCAAAGAAAAACCGGAGGUAAAGGCUGAAGAAAAGGAGGUUCCUCAAGAAAAUGCUAGGGAAAAUGCUGAUUAUAUUGAUUGGAUGGAGGUAACGCCUGAGGUAAAAUAAGAUCCCAAAGAAGUCCCCCAGGGAAAGGCUGGUAAAGAACAGCCUAAAGCAACAGAGGCUAAGGCAGGGGGUGCAAUAAGAGAGGCUCAUAAAAGAGUUCCUGAGGAAAGUCUUAAAGAAAGAGUGAAUCUUAAAAGAGCUCGGAAGGGAAAGCCUAAAAGAGAAGAUCCUAAAGGCAUUCCUAACUAUUGGAUGAUUGUUUUAAAGAAUGUUGACAAGCUUGGGCCUAUGAUUCAGAAGUAUGAUGAGCCCAUUCUGAAGUUCUUGUCCGAUGUCAGCCUGAAGUUCUCAAAACCUGGCCAGCCUAUAAGUUACACCUUUGAAUUUCAUUUUCUACCCAAUCCAUACUUCAGAAAUGAGGUGCUGAUGAAGACAUACAAAAUAAAGUCCAAACCAGAUCACAAUGAUCCCUUCUUCUCUUGGGGAUGGGAAAUUGAAGAUUGCAAAGGCUGCAAGAUAGAUUGGAGAAGGGGAAAGGAUGUUACUGUGACAACCACCCAGAGCCGCAAAACUGCUACUGGAGAAAUUGAAAUCCAGCCAAGAGUAGUUCCUAAUGCAUCAUUCUUCAAUUUCUUUAGUCCUCCUGAGAUUCCUAAGAUUGGAAAGCUGGAGCCACGAGAAGAUGCUAUCCUUGAUGAGGACUAUGAAAUUGGUCAAAUUUUACAUGAUAAUGUCAUCCUGAAGUCAAUCUAUUACUAUACAGGAGAAGUCAACAAUACCUACUAUCAGGAUGGCAGAGAUUAUGGAAACAGGAAAUACUGAACAUACAAAAGAAGCUGUCUGAAAGAUUUUUAAGGAUCUUAAAAAUUCAAGCAGAAGUGAAGCAGGUUCAUAUAGCCUUGAAAAAAGAAAAGAAAGAAAACCUGCCAUAUAACCUGAACAUUCCUUACAGUCUUGUGUUUUCAUAUUCUUUCGGUACUUUGUUUAAAAAAAUCAUCUUAAAAAGUGUCUGGGUAUCAGUUUAUUCUAUCUAGCCUUUUGUAGUGUAACAUUCUUCAAAAUAUGUAAACUGCUGUCCAUUAUCUAAAGCAUGUUAGUUUGGUACUACAGAGUGUUGAUUUUUGUGAAGUCCUUUUGUCAUGUUCCUAUUAGAUUUUAGCUGUGAAAACUGUCAGAAUUGUUAACUGAAACAAAUAUUUGCUUGGAAAAAAACAAAGUUCCUGAAGUACCAAUGCAAGUGUUUUUUGGUGUUUUUUUUUUUUUUUUUUUUUCUUUUUCUUUUUCCAGCCCAGAAGACUAAGGGUUUAAAUCUUCUUGCACUAGCUGUGCCUUUAUUACUUGAUUACUUUGCUGUAGAAAUACAGUACUUAUACUAACGAAAACUGUGCAUUCUGAAACUGGACUGCUUGAAAAAAAGAUUAGCAUACAUUUAAGAAUGUCUGUCAAGAUCACAUUUGAUACAACUGUGAGCUUGUUUAUGUUACAUAGUGGUCUAUAAAUUUAGUCAUAAUAUUGUUUACCACUACGGUGUUAAUAUGACUUAGUAUUUUAAGAAAAGUUUCCUUAUAGUGUGUAAUUGUAAACUGAAGAUACCACAUUUUUAUUGUAAUAUGUUCUACUUUGCCUUUCACUGAAAGUGAUCACUUUACAUAAUUUGAUACUUUUUUUAUGUUCUUUUACUGCAACCUAAAAUAAAUAAAUGUCAAAUAAAGUGUGUCAUGCUAUAAAAA
Messenger RNA from Galeopterus variegatus (Sunda flying lemur), 2341 nucleotides. It is a transcript of the gene NAP1L3, whose product is annotated as nucleosome assembly protein 1-like 3. Gene Ontology annotation, molecular function: chromatin binding; histone binding. Gene Ontology annotation, cellular component: nucleus; chromatin. NCBI's taxonomy places the organism in Eukaryota, Metazoa, Chordata, Mammalia, Dermoptera, Cynocephalidae. The transcript has a single exon. Gene Ontology annotation, biological process: nucleosome assembly. The record is from RefSeq and is a predicted model, not a curated record.